This is a messenger RNA of Closterium sp. NIES-65, 4917 nucleotides long. The record is from the annotation of a GenBank genome assembly. Lineage: Eukaryota; Viridiplantae; Streptophyta; Zygnematophyceae; Desmidiales; Closteriaceae.
AUGGAGUCUUUAGACCCUGGCGUGCCCUCUGCGCCCCUCGUCGCGGACGGCGCAGGAACAGCGCGCGCGAGGCCGAGCGGCGGAGUGGUGUUCACUCCGCUGUACGGCGCGCACGCCGACGAGCCGCUGUGCUACCACCUGCGGCUCGGCCGCCUGCACCUGCUGCUGGACUGCGGCUGGACCGACCUCCUCGACACGGACCUUCUCGAGCCGCUGCGCGCCGUCGCGCCCGCGAUCCACGCCGUGCUGCUCUCGCAUCCCGACAUGGAGCACGCGGGCGCGCUGCCGUACGCGUACGCGCAGCUGGGGCUGCGUGCGCCCGUGUACUGCACGGUGCCGGUGGCGCGGCUGGCGCAGCUGAUGCUAUACGACCAGUUCCUCGCGCGGCGCAGCGCCGGCGACUUCGCCCUGUUCUCGCUGGACGACGUGGACGCCGCGUUUGACGGCGCCGUGCGCCUCAAGUUCGCGCAGCCGCACGCCGUGGGCGACGAGCGCGACGGCGUGAGCGUGACGCCGCUGGCGGCGGGGCACCUGCUGGGCGGCACGAUAUGGCGGAUAUCCGUGGACACGGAGGACCUCGUGUACGCCGUGGGGUUCAACCACAGGGAGGAGCGCAUACUGGGGCGCGCGGUGCUGGACACGGCCGUGGUGCGCCCCGCCGUGCUCAUCGCGGACGCGGCCACGGCGCUGGUGCCGCCGGUGAAGCGCAAGGCGCGCGACCAGCAGCUGGCAGAGGCGAUCAGCAGCACGGUGGGCGAGGGCGGCAGCGUGCUCAUGCCCGUCGACACGGGCGGGCGCGUGCUGGAGCUGCUCGUGCACUUGGAGCAGCUGUGGGCGGCGCAGGGGUGGGAGGCGCCGGUGGUGGUGGCGACGGGGGAGAGCUACAGCAUGGUGGAGGGCGCCAAGGCCAUGCUCGAAUGGCUCAACCCCUCCACUGCUCGCCACUUCGACGCCCAACGCACCUCGCCCUUCAACUUCAAGUACAUCCGGCUGUGCCACAGUGUGGAGGAGGUGGAGGAGGUGCCGGGCCCCAAGGUCGUGCUGGCGUCGCUCGCCAGUCUCGAGGCGGGCUUUGCUCGAGCGCUCUUUGUGCGCUGGGCGCCCGACCUGCGCAACACGCUGCUCUUCACCUCGCGUGCCCCGCCUAGCUCCCUGGCGCACACGCUGCAGACCAACGACGUGCGGUUCCCAGUGGUGAGUGUGAGCAUGAGUGAGCGCGUGCCGCUGGAGGGCGAGGAGCUAAGGGCGUACGAGGAGCAGCAGCGCCAGCAGCAGCAGGCCGCCAUGGAUGCUGCUAGGGGGGACGAGGGGGACGACGGGCAGGGGGACGGGGAGGAGGGGGAGGGGGAGAGGGAGGGCGAGGGAGGGGAGAAGGGGGAGGCGAAGGAGGAGGCUGAUGGGGAGGUGCUGGAUGGGGAUGACGCAGUGAAAUCAUUCACCACCAUUCGCCCUCUCUCCCCCACCUUCCCCCCACCACCAGAGCCUUCCCCCUUGGCCCAGCGCCCUCCAUCAGACGUCUUCUGUGAGGGCUUCUCUCCGCUGCCCCUCGCACCCUUCCCCCGCACUCUCCCCCGCCACGCCGGCCCACGGCCACAGCACCGCGAGGGGUGGGUGGCAGGGCCGGUGUUCCCGUGGAGUGAGGGCGCGGGGGGCGGGGGGCGGUGCGACGAGUACGGCGAGGUGGUGGACGCCGAUGGCCUGGCCGCUGUGGUCGAACACAUGCGCGGCCCCAUGCGGCCAACGGUGAGCGCCAUGGAGGCGGCGGGGGUGGACAUGGCGGCGCUGGCGGAGGCGGAGGACGUGCUGGCGGGGCUGGAGAGGCCCAGCCGCGUGCGCGUGGAGCACGUCACCGUGCACGUCAACUGCGCCAUCCGCUCCAUCGACUAUGAGGGGCUGGCAGACGGCCGCUCCCUGCGCACCAUGCUCGCCCACACCCACCCCCUCUCCCUCGUAGUCGUGCACGGCACGGAGGAGGGCACGGCCGCCAUGCAGCAGGCGGGCAUCUGCAGCGACUGCAUGGCGCCCCGUGCAGGCGAGAGCAUCGACCUCACUCCCCACCUCGCCACCUUCCGCGUGAAGCUGAGUGACGACCUGCUGAGGGGGCUGCCAUUCCACAAGCUACGAGACGACUACGAGGUGGCAUUCGUGGAGGGCCGCCUGCACCCCUCCUCCUGCGCGCCACCCUCCGCCUCGCUCUCCCUGCUGCCGCGCAUCACAGGGCCCCCUCUCCCCGCACCCUCUGGGUCAGGAGCAGGAGGCCAAGGGGCAGAGGGGGAGGAGAAGGGGCAGGGGGAAGGUGGAGAGGGAGGGGUGGGAGUGGAGGGGAGAGGGGUGGGUGGAGGGGGGGCACGGGCGCUGAUGGAGCUGGUGCCGCUGGAGGGGGAUGGGGAGGAGGCCAAGCGGCGGGCGGUGAUGGUGGGUGAUGUGAAGCUCUCGGAAUUCAAAGUGCUGCUGCAAGCUCAGGGACUCCAGGCUGGGUUCGUUGAGUCGGUUCCUGUAGCAACAGCAGGAUCUGCUGUUCUCAAGUGUGGCGAUUCUCUCGCUCUAAGAAAGCACUCCCCAGUCGGCGCGCGCUCUCCGCUUCCCCAAUCUGCAUGCUCUCUCCGCUCUUCCCCCAUCUGCAUGCUCUCUCCGCUCUUCACCCAUCUGCAUGCUCUCUCCGCUCUUCCCCCAUCUGGGCGCACUCUCCGCCUGCAGUGCCCUCUCGAACUCGGAGGCUGUUCCUUCUGCCAGCGCCUUGCUCAUCUCCGCACCCCGUGCUUUCUUCCCCCUCCUCCGCCCAUCGUUCCGUUCCCCCGACCCCAGGCGCCGUACCCAACGAACGCGCCGUGGCAGAACUUCGUGCUGGGGCAGGGCAGCAGCCCCGAGCUCGUCACGCCGUACAUGGUGCAGAGCGCGGAGGGGCGCGUCGCGUGGGGGCUGCCGGUGCGCGACCCGCAACCCGGGUACAUCGUGCAGGCGUUCGUCACCGCGCUCAUGCUCUCCACGCUGCAGGGCCUCCCCCCGCACCAGCUCUCCGCCUACGACGACCUCUCCGCCACCCUCUCCUUCCGCCAGCCCUCCUCCGCGCCCUCUGAUCCCCCCGCGCUCGAGGUCCCCCUGGUGCGCGGGUCGCCCUUCCUCACGUUCAUAUUCCCCCCGGGCGGCCCCCCAGCGACGCCCAUGCUGACGACGAUCCACGCCAUCACGGGAGUGGAGGCCAGCAGCGACAGCAGCAAGUACCGCGUUGCGCUCAACAACGGCCAGCCCCAUUCCCGUGUCUCGCUCGCCAUAAUUCUUACGAUUUCCCCCCUCCACUUGCUCACUCCCCGUACUCACCUCCUCCUUGCGCGCGUGUCCCCCCAAUCCCCUGCGCCUACACCAGACGUGGCAGCGCUGGUGGCGGACGUGCCCUUCACGGGGACCAUGCGCGUGGCGCUGCUGCCCGGGACCUCCCCGCAGGACGAGGAGGCGGUGCUGGACGCGCACGUGCCCACGGUGCCGGUGGGGGGCAGCGCGCACGUGGGCGAGUUCUCCAUCGAGUACACCUGGCGCACCCAGCACUGGCGCGACCUGGCUGACGGUGACACCGAGGCGCCGCUGCUCAUGCUCUCGCUGCCAAGGCACCGGCGCAUGGAAGUGAGCGCGCACAGCCUCUCCACUGCCUCCGCCCUCCGCCGUCGCCACAGCGGCUCCCCUUCCGGCGUCAUGGGCGCCCUCCGCGGCCACCACAACCCCGCCGCUGCCCACCCCUCCAUUGCACGAGGCAGUGCACGGGGGUCGUCCGUGCGAGCUGCGUCCGUGCCGGAUGCAUCAGUGCUGGCCUACCCCAGCAUCGACGGCCAGGCGGUGGGCAUGCAGGGGGCCCUGCUGGACGAGCUCAGGGCCAGCCUCAAGCAGGAUGUGGCAGCGCUGCCGCCCCUCUCCUCCACCUCCACCUACUCCUUCGGCAAGGCAGCUGCGCGUGCCGCCCGCCUGGCACUCGUUGCGAAACAGGUGGAAGACGAGGACAGCCUGGCCGCCGUGCUGCCGCCCCUGCGAACCGAGCUCUCCGCGUGGCUGGAUGGCACCUUCCCUGGUAACCGCCUGCUGUAUGAUCCCACUUGGGGCGGCGUGGUGAGUGAGGCGGGGUCGCGUGACCAGGGGGCGGAAUAUGGGGCGGGCAUGUACAACGACCACCACUUUCACUACGGCUACUUCAUCUACAACGCUGCCACCUUUGCCCAGUUUGAUUCUGCAUGGCGCGACCAGUACGGUGCGGCGCUCAAGGACCUCAUGGCGGACUACAUGUCGCCGGAGCGUACCGCGGCAUUCCCAAGGCUGCGGCACUUCGAUGCGUACGCGCUGCACUCGUGGGCCAGCGGGCUGUUUGAAUUCGGCGACGGGCGCAACCAGGAGAGCUUUAGCGAGGCGGUCAAUGCAUACUGCGUGGGGGCGCUGCUGGCCUCCGUGUUGGGCGACCAGCCGCUCGCCACGCUGGGCGCCACGCUCGCAGCCGUGGAGGCCCUCGCCGGGCAGACCCUCAUGCACGUGCCGCUCGCCUCGUCCAAUCCGGACCCCUCCCUCUCACCCGGCUACGAGGCGGUGUUUGCGGACGGCAACCGCGUGGUGGGCGUGCUGUGGUCCACCAAGCGCGACGCCGCGCUGUGGUUCGCCCCGCCGGCGGACAUGGAGAAGCGCGUGGGCAUCCAGGUGCUGCCCGUCUCGCCCUUCCUCAAGCACCUCUUCCCCGACCCUGAGUUUGCUAAGCAGCUCGUGGAGUGGGCACAACCCGUGCUGAGCGGUGCCGCCACGGACGAGUGGCGUGGCUUUGCGUGGGCGCUGCAAGCGCUGUACGACCCGCAAGGGGCCAGGGCGAACAUUGCUGCUCUAGGUGCUUUUGAUGAUGGCAACUCCAAGACCAACAUGCUCUGGUGGCUCGCUUCCAACAUGCCAUAG